This is a messenger RNA of Rodentolepis nana, 2130 nucleotides long. The record is from the annotation of a GenBank genome assembly. NCBI's taxonomy places the organism in Eukaryota, Metazoa, Platyhelminthes, Cestoda, Cyclophyllidea, Hymenolepididae.
AUGGAGAAGGGUGCAUCAAAUAAUAGCCCUAAAUUGGUUAAAGAGAUUGAUUGUUAUAUGUCUCCGGAAAUUUCGAGCCGUUUGUUGGUUCUACGGCACAAAAAUCGUCCUUUUUCUCGUCCUCUUGAGACGGAGAUCAUUAAGGGAUCUAGAAUUAAAGCCAGUCUAGAUCAUUUGGAAAUAACUGUUGGCGAUGGCAGAUUGGACAAUAUAAAAGCAAGUGCGGAGAAGAAGGACUCAUAUACUCUUCGUUCAAUACCCGAAAAGAACAGUUGUACUUUGCUUGGUUAUUUUAUUAAUGGCGAGUGCCAUUUCGUUAGAUAUAAAAAUGAUGAUCUAGUUAUGGAUAACGUCAAAGAGCCUAUUAAAAUUUCGGAGUUCCUUGAGGGUCCAAUUGUGUCGUCCCAGCCACCUACUUCUUCAUCUACUGUUGUUUCUGCUCGAAUGCGGACAGAGGCUGAAAUGUUUGGCGCCAAACGCCUUGCAAGUCGACGAAAAACUGCUGAAAAUGACGAAGAUCUCAAAUAUCUUUCACAACUUAGUUUAACGCCCUGGAGACCUGCUCGUUUUAAACCUUAUAAUCCUCUAUAUGCCUAUGAAAAUCGAAGCUGCCUGAUGUGUACUGCAGACAACGUUUCUCAUGAUUGCCACGAAUUUACUCAGGAAUUUUGGAAUUCUAAGCUUCUCGCCCCGUUGCGUGAAGACUCUUCUAAAGUAACACCGGUGGAGGAUGACAAGAAUAAGAAACUGACGCUUGUGGAGCUUGUUCGGAAUAUUCUGGUGAAAGUUCAAGUCAUAAAGUUUGAAAAACUGAUGGAUUGUCUUAGAGGUCGGGCUUCAGAUAAAAUUAAAGUUACUCCGAAUGAUGUUAUUACUUGUCUUAAUAAGUGCGCUGUCUUGGUCAAGGGUUGGUGGGCUGUCAGAAGUGAUGUCCUCUACCCCCCAAACUCAUUAAGUGAACACGCUGCUGUUCCCAGCACCCAACUCAUUCGUGCUCGUGACUAUGUGAUGGCCGUAUUUCAUAGGAAUGGUCAUCUCACAAGAAAGACGGUUUCUUCAGUUACAAAAUUGCCUUCUCUCGAAGUUACGGAAAUUAUGGAAUCUCUGGGCCAUCGUAUCUCAUCGGGAACUGAGGGCCACAAUAAUCACUGGGAAUUCCGUCCACCAGAUGUUGAUUUCAUAAAGAGGCACCCGGAUGUUGUCCACCAGCACGCGGAAAAUUGGGAGUUACGAAUUCGACAACUCUGCUCACAACUCAAACUGGAUGUUCUUGUAUCUGAUACAGUUCAACGCAGACGUAGAUGCUCCGGUCGCCUCUCAGGAAGCGACACUGACGAUCUUUUCCCUUCACCCAGGGGUCAGCGCCGUUGUCGUCUACUUAGCCACUCUCCAGAUAAAUCACAGUCCUCUUCUCACCCCAUAGUCCGCUCUCCACCUGCUAAACGAGCUCGUACCAGAAGUGAUAGUACAUCUGGCGAUCAAGUCACUGUUAACUAUUUGUGCACUAAUGCUUCUGCAGGUUGCAUGGCUGUUGUAAGCAAUAACGUCCCCCAAACCCCACCACCCACGCCACUUUCUUCAGUCAACGAUAGUAAUCUACCCAAAUCGCCUACCGACAGCGCCACUAUCAGCAAGGAAAAUUCUACACCGAUCCCGCCACCUCCAUUGUUCAAUGAGGGUAGCAGUACGCGUUCGGCCUCACCGCCACCACUACCACCGUCUGUUCCAAAACGUACUCAGCCACCUACUCCAGCUGCUAUUAUUUCAAUGGCUUCAGCUAUGCAGGCAGCGAAUUCGCCGUUGUCUUUUAGGGUGGCUACUGAUCCAUCAGGCGAUCUUCUCAAACAAGAACCAAAGUCGCCAGGUCAUCAUCCAAUGGAGACUGACCCAUCACCACCAAUUCAAACUCCCUCAUUAUCCAAAACGAUUAUGCCACCUGCAAUCGUGCCUUCGAUUCAUGAGAAGGUAGAAGAACCAGACCGUAGUCAAGAGUACUCCAUGGUAAAUGAUCCGGAAAUCCGCACCUUCGUAAAGGAAAAACUACGAACACUUCCAAUUCUUGCACUAUCUGAGCUGACUAAGGCUUGCCAGUCCUCCUUCUGUAAAACUAAUGACUUCCUUAAGGGCUAA